This is a messenger RNA of Paramuricea clavata, 1646 nucleotides long. The record is from the annotation of a GenBank genome assembly. NCBI's taxonomy places the organism in Eukaryota, Metazoa, Cnidaria, Anthozoa, Malacalcyonacea, Plexauridae.
AUGUGUCGAAGCAAAAACGUGUCUCUAGUCCAAGAGGACUCUGACACGGAUUCAGAGGACACGUACGGCAUUAGCUCUGUUUCCAAGAAUAAAAAGAAGAAAGGUUCUCGGGCAAAAGCAGCAGUGAGUGACAAAAUUGCACAUUAGUAAACAAAAGAAUGAGAACAAUGUUGAGAUUCAGUUGGACACAGGGGCCCAGUGCAACAUUCUUCCUACUGAGACAUAUGUAAAGGUCACAGGAGAUACUGAGCUGUAGUUAAGCUGUGUAAGAAAGAGAUUGUAUUAUACACUGGAGAGCGACGCAACAUAACUGGAAAGGUCAUACUUCCUGUAUGGCAUGCUGGGGAAAAGCAACUGAUCAAGUUCAAUAUCAUUGAUGGUGACUGACGACCAAUUCAGUCUCUAGAUACCAGCCUACAGUAGCUUUGGGUAUUCUAAACCUGCGACAUUGUGACAUAUCUGGGUAUCCAAUCCCCUAAAGACCCAGCAAGUGAACACAAGGACAAACCUGCGACAUUGUGACAUAUCUGGGUAUCCAAUCCCCUAAAGAUGUUUGAUGGUUCAUUAGGUAAAAUACCAGACACAUACAAGAUUGUGAUUGACAGUACAGUUCAACCUGUAGUCCACCCUCCACGACGAGUGCAUGCCAGUGGCCCUGCGUCCACGUAUAAAAUCGGAACUGGGAUAAGUUAGUUGAACGUGAAGUGAUCGUUCCAGUGACCAAACCAGCACAGUCAAGCAUGUUAGCUGUAGUAAAACCAAACAAAAUCAGGAUCUGCAUAAAUCCACGUGAUCUUAACCGUGCAAUACAUUAUCAAUAGAUGAUUCCAGUUACAGACUUAAUUUUGAGCUCGGCAAGUAGAACGAAAUCCAUCAGCACAGCUAGAAAGAGCAUGUUAAAAUUAGUAAAAUUGCAAAGAUUGGUUGCGAAAUGUUGUAAAAUGGAAAAAAUAUAGCCCUGCGAAAUUUGCAAAUUUUGUAUUAAUUUGUAUUAUAUACGCACGGGAAAAUGCACCACUUUCGGCCCAAAUGUACUGCAUUUUCCCGCGCGUAAUACAAAUUAAUACAAAAUUUGCAAAUUUCGCAGGGCUAUAUUUUCCGCAUUUUACAACAUUUCGCGGCCAAACGUUGCAAUUUUACUUAUUUGAACAUGCUCUUUCUAUAGCUGUGGUGAUGGAUUUUGUUCUUCUUGCCCAGAUCAAAAUUUAGUCUAUAACUGGAAUCAUCCAUUGCCCACUGUAGAAGAAGUGACUACCCGGUUAACAGGGGCAAAGAAGUUUACAGUUUGCGAUGCAAAAGAUGGAUUCCAUCAAGUACAACUCGACUCAAGUUAUCUGACCACAUUUAACACUCCCUUUGGUAGGUUUCGGUGGAUCGAUUGCCAUUUGGAAUUUCGAGUGCUCCCAAGGUUUGGCAGCGUCGUACGCACGAGUUUGUAGAAGGUUUAGAAGGUGUCGAAGUAUUAAUUGCGCCACAUUUAACACUCCCUUUGGUAGGUUUCAGUGGAUCGAUUGCCAUUUGGAAUUUCGAGUGCUCCCAAGGUUUGGCAGCGUCGUAUGCACGAGUUUGUAGAAGGUUUAGAAGGUGUCGAAGUAUUAAUUGCGGACGACUAUCUCAUUGCUCUUUUUGACUUUUGGGAAUACUGA